Messenger RNA from Kogia breviceps (pygmy sperm whale), 6847 nucleotides. RefSeq names its product transient receptor potential cation channel subfamily M member 6 (gene TRPM6). Lineage: Eukaryota; Metazoa; Chordata; Mammalia; Artiodactyla; Physeteridae. Gene Ontology annotation, biological process: protein tetramerization; protein phosphorylation; metal ion transport. Gene Ontology annotation, molecular function: ATP binding; monoatomic cation channel activity; protein serine/threonine kinase activity. Gene Ontology annotation, cellular component: plasma membrane; apical plasma membrane. The record is from RefSeq and is a predicted model, not a curated record.
AUGGGGCCAGCGCGGAGGUGGUAUCCGAGCGGAAGCCUAACGGGGCGGGGGAUUCUGCUUAGGGCGGUGGGGACACGUCCCCGGAGAGGAGGCAGCUCUGUGGUUCCGCUCUGGGUCGGUGGCGGAAGAGACCGGACGUGGCGUGAGUCGGCUGCGGGUAGGAGAGAAGGCUCGGUCCGGCGCGGAGGGCCACAUCUGGGCGGUGGAGAUCUAGGGGACGGGUCGUCGUCGCGGCUCUCGGUGGCGGUGGGAGAAGUGCCCAGGCCGCUGUCUGCGCCCCUGCGCGUCGCGCCCCGGACUCGAGUGAUGAGAGUGCAGGUCAAGUCCCAGAAAUCCUGGAUUGAAGGAGUGUUCGACAAGAGAGAAUGUAACAAAAUCAUACCCAGCUCAAAAGACCCUCACAGAUGUACUGCAGGAUGCCAGGUUUGUCAGAAUUUAAUCAGGUGUUACUGUGGGCGAUUGAUUAGAGACCAUUAUGGGAUAGAUUAUGCCUGGACCAUCUCAGCUGCCAACGGUAGUGAAAAUGAACAAUGGUCUGUUGAAAAGCACACAACGAAAAGCUCUACAGAUACAUUUGGCACAAUUAACUUCCAAGAUGGAGAGCACACCUACCACUCUAAGUAUAUUAGAACUUCUUAUGACACAAAGUUGGAUCAUCUGUUACAUUUAAUGUUGAAAGAGUGGAAGAUGGAACUGCCAAAGCUGGUGAUCUCUGUCCACGGGGGCAUCCAAAACUUCAAGAUGCCCUCCAAACUUAAAGAGAUCUUCAGCCAAGGUUUGUUCAAAGCUGCAGAGACAACAGGAGCGUGGAUAAUAACUGAAGGCAUUAAUACCGGUGUGUCCAAACAUGUUGGGGAUGCCCUGAAAGCCCAUUCCUCCCAGUCCUUGAGAAAAAUCUGGACAGUUGGAAUCCCUCCUUGGGGUGUCAUUGAGAACCGGAAAGAUCUCAUUGGAAGAGAUGCGGUGUGCCUGUACCAGACUCUGGGGAACCCCCUCAGCAAACUCACCACACUCAACUGCAUGCACUCGCACUUCAUCCUGUCCGAUGAUGGCACCGUGGGCAAGUAUGGCAAUGAGAUGAAGCUCAGGAGGAACCUGGAAAAGUACCUCUCUCUGCAGAAAAUACAUAGCCGCUCAAGACAAGGAGUGCCUGUGGUGGGGCUGGUAGUGGAAGGUGGUCCCAAUGUCAUCCUCUCAGUGUGGGAGACUGUGAAAGACAAAGAUCCAGUGGUGGUGUGUGAAGGCACAGGCAGGGCUGCCGACCUCCUGGCCUUCACCCACAAACACUUUGCAGAUGAAGGGACCCUGCGUCCUCAGGUGAAGGAGGAGAUCAUCUGCAUGAUUCAGAACACUUUCAACUUUAGUCUUAAACAGUCCAAGCACCUUUUUCAAAUUCUGAUGGAGUGUAUGGUGCACAGGGAUUCUAUUACCAUUUUUGAUGCUGAUUCUGAGGAGUCACAGGACCUUGAUUUAGCAAUCCUAACAGCUCUGCUAAAGGGCACAAAUUUAUCAGCAUCAGAACAAUUAAAUCUGGCAAUGGCUUGGGACAGGAUGGACAUUGCCAAGAAACAUAUCCUAAUUUAUGGACAACAUUGGAAGCCUGGCUCACUAGAACAAGCAAUGUUAGAUGCUUUGGUGAUGGAUCGAGUGGAUUUCGUGAAGCUCUUAAUAGAAUAUGGCAUGAACCUCCAUCGCUUUCUUACCAUCUCCCGACUGGAAGAGCUCUAUAAUACAAAACAAGGACCCACCAAUAUGCUCUUGCAUCAUCUUGUCCAAGAUGUAAAACAGCACGCCCUUCUCUCAGGCUACAGGAUAACGCUGAUUGACAUUGGACUGGUGAUAGAAUACCUUAUUGGUAGAGCAUAUCGCAGCAGCUAUACCAGAAAAAAUUUCAGAGCCCUCUACAGCAACCUCUACAGAAAACAUAAGCAAGUGACCACUUUUGCUCAAAGCCUUCCCCAGCCCCCUCUUCACCGAAGAUGCUGCUCAGGAAAUAGAAAUGAAUCUGCAGAAAGCACACUGCAUUACCAAUUCAUUAGAACUGCCCAACCUUACAAAGUCAAGGAAAAGUCUGUAUCCCUUCAUAAAUCAAGGAAGAAGUUAAAAGAAAAACAAAAUAUAUCAGAUGACCCUGACUCUACUGGCUUUAUUUAUCCUUAUAAUGACCUGCUGGUUUGGGCUGUGCUAAUGAAAAGGCAGAAGAUGGCCAUGUUCUUCUGGCAGCAUGGAGAGGAGGCCACAGUCAAGGCAGUAAUUGCUUGUAUACUCUACCGAGCAAUGGCCCGGGAAGCCAAGGAGAGCAACAUGGUUGAUGAUGCCUCAGAAGAGCUGAAAAAUUACUCAAGACAGUUUGGCCAGCUUGCCCUGGAUGUGUUGGAGAAGGCAUUCAAACAGAAUGAAAGAAUGGCCAUGAAACUGUUGACCUAUGAACUCAAGAACUGGAGCAAUUCUACCUGUUUAAAACUGGCUGUUUCUGGAGGGUUGAGGCCCUUUGUUUCACAUACUUGUACACAAAUGCUACUGACAGAUAUGUGGAUGGGGCGUCUGAAAAUGAGGAAAAACUCUUGGUUAAAGAUCAUCAUCAGUAUUCUUUUCCCACCCACCAUUUUGACAUUGGAAUUUAAAAGCAAAGCAGAAAUGUCACAUGUUCCCCAGUCCCAGGACUCCCAGUUUACGUGGUAUAAUGGUGACCAGAAUGCCAGCGCUCCCAAAGAAAGUGCUUGUCUGAAAGACUAUGAUUUGGAAAGUGGCCCUGAUGAGAAACCAGAUGAAAAUCAGCACUUUGAUUUAAAGAGUGGGCCCCAAAGCCUCCCAUGGACUAGGAAAGUCUAUGAGUUCUACAGUGCUCCAAUUGUCAAGUUUUGGUUUUAUACGAUGGUGUAUUUGGCAUUCCUCAUGCUGUUCACUUACACCGUGUUGGUGGAGAUGCAACCCCAGCCCACUGUGCAAGAGUGGCUCAUUAUCAUUUACAUCUUCACCAAUGCCGUUGAGAAAGUCAGGGAGGUCUAUAUUUCAGAACCUGGGAAGUUUACUCAAAAGGUGAAGGUAUGGAUUAGCGAGUACUGGAAUCUGAUGGAAACUGUGGCUACUGGCCUGUUUUUGGUGGGUUUUGGCCUUCGGUGGGGUGACCCUCCUUUUUACACGGCGGGAAGACUAAUAUACUGCAUUGACAUCAUAUUCUGGUUCUCACGGCUCCUGGACUUCUUUGCUGUGAAUCAACAUGCUGGUCCCUAUGUGACCAUGAUUGCAAAAAUGACAGCAAACAUGUUCUACAUUGUGAUCAUCAUGGCCAUCGUCCUGCUGAGCUUUGGAGUGGCACGCAAGGCCAUCCUUUCACCAAAGGAGCCUCCAUCCUGGAGCCUUGCUCGAGAUAUUGUGUUUGAGCCAUACUGGAUGAUCUAUGGAGAAGUCUAUGCUUCAGAUAUAGAUGUUUGUUCAAGCCAGCCAUCCUGCCCUCCUGGUUCUUUUCUUACUCCAUUCCUGCAAGCUGUCUACCUCUUCGUGCAAUAUAUCAUCAUGGUGAACCUGUUGAUUGCUUUCUUCAAUAACGUUUACAUAGAUCUGAAAUCCAUUUCAAAUAACCUGUGGAAAUACAAUCGCUAUCGCUACAUCAUGACCUACCAUGAGAAGCCUUGGCUGCCCCCGCCUUUUAUCCUGCUGAGUCACAUUGGUCUCCUCCUUCGCCGUCUUUGCCAUCACCAAGCUCCAAAUGACCAAGAAGAGGGUGAUGUUGGAUUAAAACUCUACCUGAGUAAGGAAGAUCUGAAAAUACUUCACAAUUUUGAAGAACAGUGUGUGGAAAAAUACUUCCAUGAGAAGAUGGAAGGUCUGAAUUGUAGUUGUGAGGAACGAAUCCGAGUGACGUCAGAAAGGGUUACAGAAAUGUGCUUCCAACUGAAAGAAAUGAAUGAAAAGGUGUCUUUCAUAAGGGACUCCUUAUUGUCUUUGGACAGCCAGGUGGGACACCUGCAGGACCUCUCUGCCCUGACAGUGGAUACUUUAAAAGUCCUUUCUGCUGUUGACACCUUACAAGAGGAUGAGGCCCUCCUGGCCAACAGAAAGCAUUCUAUUUGCAGAAAACUUCCCCACAGCUGGAGCAAUGUCAUCUGUGCAGAGGUUCUAGGCAGCCUGGAGAUCUCUGGGAAGAAGAAAUACCAGUGUUAUAGCAUGCCCCCUUCUUUGCUGCGGAGCCUGGCCAGAGGCUGGCAUCCCCCACAAGUGCAGACAGGGCCCUUUCUUGAGAUUACAGACAGAAAGUUUUCCAAUGUAAGAGAUGACCAGGAAGAGCAAAAAACAGAAAAUAGUAUAGUUGCUUCUGGGGUGUCCGUGAACAGGCAGGCACACCCAAAGUAUGGCCAAUUUCUCCUGGUCCCUUCUCAUCUAGAGCAAGUUCCUUAUUCUGCAGAAACCAACUUGCCUCUGUCCAGACCAUCUUUGGAAGCAGGUACAGAUGUGCUGGCAACUGAACAUGUCACCCAGAAUGAGGUCCCUGUUCACGUGACGUGGCAGACCCCGGUUGUCUCAGCCCAGGGCUCAGUGGUGGAAACCAAGGAGCAGUAUGAGUCACUUGCUCAGUUACCAGCCAGACAAGACAAGGGGGAGCAAGUGCUACCCACAUUGAUUUGCACACCUGCACCCAUUAAAGUGACCUCCAUCCCUUCCCAAGUCAAGAGCAUGCAAACUGGAGGUGGAUAUGUGAACUGGGCAUUUUCAGAAGGCGAUGAAACUGGUGUGUUUAGCACCGAGAAACAAUGGCAAACCUGCUUGGCCUCCACUUGUAACUGUGACUCCAAACAGAGUGAACAAUGUCAGAGGCAGAUCCGGGACAGAUCCCUAUCUGAUAACUCAACAAGAUUGGUCCAGAGGGAUUGCUCAGAGGUGGGACCAUGGCUUCAGCAAAACACAUCCCUUCGGAUCAGUCCCCUUCGUAGAGACAGGCCCUUCAUUAGGAGUCAGAGUUUGAGAUUGCACAAAGAGGAGAAAUUGAAGAUCUGUAAGAUUAAAAAUCUUUCAAAAUCCUCAGAGAUAGGACAGUCAAAAUGGAUCAAAGCAAAAAUGCUAACCAAGGAUAGGAAAUUGUCAAAGAAAAAGAAGAAAACACAAGGACUGCAGGUGCCAGUCAUAACAGUCAACACCUGCUCUCAAAGUGACCAACUGAACCCAGAGCCAGGAGAAAAUAAGAUCUCAGAAGAACCGCAUUGCAACAAGAACUGGAUUCCAGUUGCCAAAUUUAGUCAGAUAAGUCUAGAAUCUUACAUAUAUCAGAAAAUGAAAAGUAGAGAAACUGAACGGCAUUCUGUACAAGUCAGUGAUUAUGUAAGGCAGUCUGAAGAGGAUCUAAGCAAAAACUCUUUGUGGAAUUCAGGGAGCACCAAGGUCAAUAGGAACUCUCAGUUGAGAAGUUCAAAUGGAGUUAACAAAAUCUCAACCGCCUUAAAAAGCCCUCAAGAGUCUCACCAUCAUUAUUCAGCCAUUGAAAGGAACAAUUUAAUGAGGCUUUCUCAGACCAUACCAUUUACACCAAUCCAACUGUUUGGAGAAGAAGUAACUGUCUACAGGCUGGAAGAGAGUUCCCCUUUGAAUCUGGAUAAAAGCAUGUCUUCUUGGUCCCAGCGAGGGAGAUCUGCAAUGAUCCAAGUGUUGUCCCAAGAGGAGAUGGAUGGUGGCCUCCGUAAAGCCAUGAGAGUCAUUAGUACCUGGUCUGAGGAUGACAUCCUCAAGCCGGGGCACGUUUUCAUUGUGAAGUCCUUUCUUCCUGAGGUUGUGCAGGCAUGGCACAAAAUCUUCCAGGAGAGUACCGUGCUUCAUCUUUGCCUCAGGGAAAUUCAACAACAAAGAGCUGCUCAAAAACUGAUCUAUACCUUCAACCUAGUGAAACCACAAACCAUUCCCUACACUCCAAGGUUCCUGGAAGUUUUCUUAAUCUACUGCCAUUCAGCCAAGCAGUGGUUGACCAUUGAGAAGUAUAUGACUGGGGAGUUCCGGAAGUACAACAACAACAACGGUGAUGAAAUUGCCCCCAGCAACACCUUGGAGGAGUUGAUGUUGGCUUUCUCUCACUGGACCUAUGAGUAUACUCGGGGAGAGCUGCUGGUUUUAGAUCUGCAAGGUGUUGGAGAAAAUUUGACAGAUCCAUCUGUUAUAAAACCUGAAGAAAAACAAUCAAGAGGAAUGGUGUUUGGACCAGCCAAUUUAGGGGAAGAUGCAAUUAGAAACUUCAUUGCAAAACAUCGUUGCAACUCCUGCUGCCGGAAGCUCAAACUCCCGGAUUUAAAAAGAAAUGACUAUUCCCCCGGAAGGAUAAAUUCCGCCUUUGGACUUGAAAUCAAAACUGAACCAGCUGAGGAGACUCCAGCAGAGGAAGAGGGUAAUAAUUCUCCAGAAGACCUCACACGAUUGUAAAAAAGGGAGAAGUAAAAAGAUGACAGCCCUUGCCCUCCCUUCUAUGAACUCUAUGGUAACAUAGAUUGAUUGAUGUAACACUGGUUAUGUCAGAGCCUCUGCCAGGAUGGCCUUACCCUGAGGGCCUCCUGGGACAUGCCUUCUGAGCCUCAUGUCUCCCCUCCCCAAGGACCUCACUGGUGUAUGAUGAAUGGGUUCUCCUAGAUAUUGACCUGUGUGCAGGGUGCUUUGCAUGUGUUUGUCAUCCUCAAGUUGCACAAGAAGACAGAUGACUCAGCCAGGAAUGCUGCUCCUUCAUACCUCAUUCCUUGGUGCAGAAUGCUGGGCACUAAAGAACCAGGCAGAUAAAUUUAAUUUAUUUUCUUACUAUGUGUUCAGACUCUAACCUCCACUACUAUUCAUCACCUCACCCACAUAUUGUAUUUAUUUAUAUAUGUACAUAAAA